This is a messenger RNA of Acaulospora morrowiae, 133 nucleotides long. Lineage: Eukaryota; Fungi; Glomeromycota; Glomeromycetes; Diversisporales; Acaulosporaceae. The record is from the annotation of a GenBank genome assembly.
AUGGUAUUAUUGAGGUCUUCUCGUGGCGACACGGCGUUUCGGACCUUGCAUAACAUUCGGCCAGGGGUAAAGGUAAGUAUCACGGGGUUGGGUAAGGCAGAAAGGGCGUGGAUUUGGGGAAAUUAUUCAAAAG